AUGAAUGAUAUUGAAACGGAUUUGCAGUGCUUUCGAUUUCCAUCAACAACGAUAAGAGCACCGCGAAGCAUCAUGAAAUAUUAUCGAUUAAAAGCGAAUGAAUCACGAGUUCUUCUAUUAAUAACAUAUCCGAUCUUUAAAAAAUAUUUAAAACCUAUAUAUUAUAAACAUUUACAAUUGUUAUCAUUUGCAUUACAUGGAGAUGCACAUAAAGCUGAUACAUCAACACGUACAUUUGAAAAAGUUGGAUUACUUAUUGGUCUUAAUCAAGCAUCUCAAUAUAUAGGAUCUGUUCUAGUAAGUCCACCUGUUAAACGUUGGCGAAUACAAUUUGUUCUUUCAAGUAUAAUUUUUAUUUUGGCAUUAUCAACAGCCAUUUUUAUGAUUAUUGAUGUUGCAACUGGUGGACGUAUAAAACCAAAAGCUGGUAUAACACUUGGAAUCGUUGAAUCGAUUCGGCGUGUGAUUCCAGCUAAUAUUGUUGGUGGCAGUAUGAUUAAAUUACGAAAAAUGAAUGCUGUAGUUCAUGUUUUCUAUGAAUUAUCAGGUGUUAGAAAUAAUUAUGCAUUUAUUAUAACACCUAUUUUAUUCACAAUAUCAGGAUUGAUUUGGUUAUUGAUUCAUUUAGUUCCUGAAAAAGAAAACCAUGUCAAAUGUGAGCUUGUACCAUAUGUAAUACAAUCGAAAUCAAGUUUUUCUAAAGGAAUUACAGAACCACUUGUGUUGUUUAUUCAAUCAGUUUAUAUUGGUGCUAAAAUAGUUUUCACAAGUCGAAAAUUUAUUUGGUUAUUUAUUGUAUAUCCAUUAGCAAUUUAUUCACAUCGGUAUGUUGAAAAUAGUCUUGCUCCACAAGUUCCAAGGCGUUAUUUAAGCCAUUCUGAUUGGUCACCAAUCCUUGUUAGUGGUUCGAAUCUUGGAGAAUUACUUGGCGCUUUAUUUGUAUUCUGUUUUAAUGAUAUUAUUAAAAGUCCGAUAUUACCAGUACGAUUCGAUGCAAUAAUGUUAUUGAUUAUUUGGUAUAUUCCAUUUUAUUAUCCACCUCCUGAUGAAAUUAAAUAUGCUUGGAUUAUAGCAGCAUCAUUGAUAUCAAUCGGAUUUUUUUCAGCUAUCGGUGAUAUUUCUCUUGAUGCAUAUAUUCAAUCAUCUUUAACACGUCUUGAAUCAAAACAUAAAAAUGUAUCACCAUUCGGAGCUGUUAUGUCAUUUCUUUAUUCAAUAUAUAUUGUUAUAUAUUCAAUACCAAAUCCUGUUCUUGGUAAACAUAUUGAUUAUGUUUAUAAUAAAAGUGGAACUGUUCAUUUGGCACUUAUUUAUACGGCUGGUGUACAAGUAACAAUUAUUUUUAUAUUAAUGUUUGCUGCAACAUUCAUUUCAAAAGGUGCUACUGCAUUUAAUCCAGUAUUAAUUGAUGAAGAUGACGAAAUUAUGACGAAUGAUACUCAUGAAAAGUUAAACGUAAUACUUGAUGAAAAUGUUGAUUUUGGUUAA
Rotaria sp. Silwood2 is the source of this 1488-nucleotide messenger RNA. The record is from the annotation of a GenBank genome assembly. NCBI's taxonomy places the organism in Eukaryota, Metazoa, Rotifera, Eurotatoria, Philodinida, Philodinidae.